GCGUUCUCCCUCCAUUCUACCGACGUGGAACGUAGAUGAUUCUGUGGUGGAAGGGUGGAAGUCGAUUGGUCUAUAAAAUUUUGUCACUUUAAGACGUGUCACGGUGUCAAAACUGUAGACGUUUGUCGGACUAGCAAAUUGGACUUUUUCUACUUUUCAUUUAUCUUUGAAUUUUGCAUUAUUUACUAAAAAUGGCUCCAAAACAAAGGAUGCGCAUUGCCAACGAGAAAGCUAUGAAGAAUGUGACCCUGAGAGGAAAUGUUCCAAAAUCAACUAAACCAAGUCAGGAUGGUCCUGCUGUGGGGCCGUGGCUGUUGGCUCUUUUCGUUUUCGUAGUUUGUGGAUCAGCCGUCUUCCAAAUAAUCCAAUCUAUUCGUAUGGCAUAAAAAAUUAUAUUGUAAUUACUCAAAGAUAUCUGUUAAUAUAUUUUCAACAAUUGUUUUGUGCAAUACAACUAUGUGGUUUUAAUUGAAUUUGUAUAUUAUUGUGAAAUACGACUAGGUAGUUAUUUGAAAAUUACCCUAGUAUAGUCAUGUCCAGAAAAUUUAGCAUUUAAUUUUGUGCACAAUUCAGAUUUAUCAUUCCAUUGUGACAUUUUAUUUGAAACCAAUGUAAUUGAGUCUAUUUUUUGAAUAUAUUUUAAUUUUCCA
Messenger RNA from Leptinotarsa decemlineata (Colorado potato beetle), 650 nucleotides. RefSeq names its product stress-associated endoplasmic reticulum protein 2. Gene Ontology annotation, cellular component: endoplasmic reticulum. Lineage: Eukaryota; Metazoa; Arthropoda; Insecta; Coleoptera; Chrysomelidae. The record is from RefSeq and is a predicted model, not a curated record. Gene Ontology annotation, biological process: endoplasmic reticulum unfolded protein response.